CAAAGAGCUCUCGGUGAAUUGUAAACACACGUGAGGCGUUCAGAAACGAGCCAAGAUGGACAACACGAAGCUCGUGUCAGCCUUCGCCGUUCACUCGAAGCGUCGCAAAAGCGUUGACACAGUCCCUCCACCAACGAAAGUGAAGCGCACACGUUCGUCAGCGAGUGAAUCCCACAAGUCUCCGGCCUCUAAGACCCCAUCGAAGCUGAGUCUCUCCGCUCACGUGGCCAUUGAGGACAUAGGAGAGCUCCUGAAGUCGACCCCGAAGAAGGUGGCCAACGGCGUCGAGAGCGCCGCACACGAGGAUGAGGUGCCAACCCCGAGGAAGAGUGGAAAGAAAAAGAAGAAGACGAAAUCGGAGUCUUCAGCUGCUGCAGAUGAAUCUGUGGGCGAUGAUGAGGCCGAGGCCGUUGCUCCGGUCGCUGAAGACGUGUCGAUUGGAUUACCUCAGGUGAAAGUCACACCAAAAGCUGCGGCCAAGGGGAAGAAGGAGGGGAAGGGUGGCCAGAGGGAUAAACAAAGUGGGAAGAGUCAGAAACAGGGGAUUCCCAAGUUUGUUCCUGAUGGGGCUGAUACUCCUCAGCAGGAGGAGAUUCGAAAUAACAUCAAUCCGCCUGAGGAGGCCGCUACACUUUUUAGUUGGGUCAUCCAUCCACUGGAUGCUGAUGAAUUCUUCAGGAACAAUUGGGAGAAAGCUCCCCUCCACAUAAAGCGCAACCGGCCGAGCUACUACAAGCUCCUGAUGUCAACCCCCCAGAUCGACGAUAUCCUCCGUCGCUACCACAUCCUCUUCACGAAGAACCUGGACAUAACAGCCUACGUGAAUGGAAAACGGGAGACCCACAACCCAGAGGGCCGAGCCCUCCCCAGUGUGGUCUGGGACUACUACGCAAACGGUUGUUCAGUCCGAAUGUUGAAUCCCCAGACAUUCAUCCCGAAGCUCCACAACUUGAACGCCUGCCUCCAGGAGUUUUUCGAUUGUUUUGUUGGGGCAAAUGUCUACCUGACGCCGCCAGGCUCCCAGGGCUUCGCCCCUCACUACGACGACAUCGAGGCAUUCAUCCUCCAGAUCGAGGGUAAGAAACGUUGGAGAUUGUACAAGCCCAGGAGCCCCUCCGAGUUCCUCCCCAGGUACUCCUCCAAGAACUUCGAUCCCUCGGAGCUUGGCGAGCCAAUUCUGGAUGAGAUCCUCAGCGCUGGGGACCUCCUGUACUUUCCCAGGGGAACGAUCCACCAGGGGGAGACCCUCAGUGACUCCCACAGCCUCCAUGUCACUCUGAGUGUCUACCAGAAGAACUGCUGGGGCGAUUUUCUGGAGAAACUGGUGCCUGAGGCACUCAAAACAGCUAUCGCUGAGGAGUCAGAGUUCAGGGAGGGAAUGCCCCUGCAUUAUCUCAAGUCUGUGGGGUCUGCCUAUGCUGAUGAGGACAGUGACGCCAAGAGGAUGAUCCGUCAGAGGGCCAAGGAACUCCUCCACAAGAUGAUUGAGAGGAUCGAUGUGGACAAGGCUGCUGAUCAGAUGGCCAAGGGCCAUAUUCAUGAUUUUUUGCCACCAGUGCUGGCGCCUGUUGAGCUGCAGUGCUCGGUCUUCGAGGAUGGGGAGAGGAUGGGGGACGAUGGGGAGGUGCUCAACAGGGUGGAGAUCGAGCCGGACACCAGGGUCAGGCUCGCUAGGGAACAUGCUACGAAGCUCGUGCAGGAGGAGGAUGGCUGGAAGAUUUACUACUCGGCUGAUAAUACUAAGGAGUAUCAUGAGGUCGAGGUGCAGUUCCUCGAGGUCGGGGAGGAGCUCAUCAAGGGGGUUAAGCAGAUCAUUCAGGCGUAUCCGGACUUCGUCAGGGUCGAUGACUUGGAGAUCGAGGGAGAAGACAAUAGGGUUCAAGUUACUAGGGAUUUAUGGGAGCAAGGUAUACUCCUGACGGACGUACCUCUUCCAGUAAUAGAUUAACCCUGAAAGCUUCAUAAAAAAAAUUAGCGAGACGUGGUGAGUUCGAAGACUACCAAAAAUUAUUAGAAAAAAGUGAUUCACUGUUCUUCGCGAGACUAAUUCAUCUGUCCAUUCGAUGAAUUGGGCACAAACUACUAGACAUAAGGUCAGAGAAGAAGAGAAUAUAACUUAAAAAGCUUUCGUUGAAGCUUAUAUUGUAUUAAUUAACUUGAAAAAGAAUUUUCAUAAUGUGAUUAAAGAGUUUCGAUUCUCAGGAAAAUCCAAUUGGACCAAUUAAAUAAUUAUAAUGCAGAUAAAACCUUCAUUUUAUUUUUUCCACAAUCAUAUGCUAUUUUUUUUAUUGUUUCUUCAUUCACACGAGUCGUCAUCAAUUAUAAAUCAACAGUCGAAAAAUAUUUGGAUCUUAGAUUUCGAGUUUCAAGUCUUAAUCGAGCAAUUCUCUUAGUAACAAAAGAAAACAAAAUUAAGAGAAUUUAAUUCUGAACAAUUAGAAUUUUCCGAGUAGUUCUAUGACGAAUGAUUAAAAAUCCUUAGUAAGAGAAAUUCGUCUGUCCACUCGAUUUUGGGCAGAAAUUACUGGACAUAAGUUCAGAGAAGAAAAGAAUAUAACUUAAAAAGCUUUCGUCGAAGCUGAUAUUGUAAUAAUUAACUUGAAAAAGAAUUUUCAUAAUGUUAUUAAAGAAUCAAUCUAUAAUUAGACUCUUUUGAUUCUCAGGAAAAUUCAAUUGGACUAAUUAAAUAAUCAUAAUGCAGACAAAACCUUCAUUUCACUUAUUUUUACAAUCGUGUAUUAUUUUUUUCAUUCUUUCUUUAUUCACACGAGUCAUCAUUAAUUAUAAAUCAACAGUAGAAAAAUAUUUGCGUCUUAAAUUUCGAGUUUCAAGUCUUUCUGGGCUUUCUCAGUAUCAACUCCGGUUUUCUGUCUAGCUAGGACGUAUUCAAUGUACCCCAGGUAUCCAUCCUUGUCGAGAUCAUCUUCCUCCAGGACCCGAUCUAUCAAUUCUACGCCGAAAGACAAAAGAAAAAAUUACGAUCAAUUUAGCUCUGAGAAUUGCCAGUUGAAUUGUUUUGUCAAUCUAAAUGCUUAGUAAUAAUUACUGUUUUCAUUUUUGUAUUAAAAUAUUUUUCGUUAUCCACAAUUAUAACUCUUUUUACAAACCUA
Molecule: messenger RNA, 3110 nt
Organism: Diachasma alloeum
Lineage: Eukaryota; Metazoa; Arthropoda; Insecta; Hymenoptera; Braconidae
Gene: NO66
Product: ribosomal oxygenase 1
Exons: 4
Coding region: 56-1948 (630 amino acids)
Cellular component (GO): nucleolus
Molecular function (GO): histone H3K4 demethylase activity; histone H3K36 demethylase activity
Source: RefSeq, a predicted model, not a curated record